Molecule: messenger RNA, 681 nt
Organism: Protopolystoma xenopodis
Lineage: Eukaryota; Metazoa; Platyhelminthes; Monogenea; Polystomatidea; Polystomatidae
Source: the annotation of a GenBank genome assembly
AUGUGCUUAAGUGAACCAACGAACCAACCCUUGGCCAGCAUUCCUUCCAGCCACGAACCAAAACCCAGAAAAACCCUUUUUAACGCACCACGACAGGCACAAAAUACGGCUACACUUGUUACACCGGACUCUGAAAUACUUGCAUUCCUAAGUACAUUUCAAUUAUCUAGGAUUCCUUCUCUGUGUGGAAUAGGCACCACUAAGGAAUCAAAUUGUGUUAGAGAGAAUAACUUAAAGCUAAAAUGCACAGAUGAGCAAGGAACAAGGGAACUGCAACAUAUUGCUCAAGCGAAAGACAUCUCUAAUGUAGAUUUUUCCAUGACAGAGUAUACUAAAUUAUUCCCUAACUCGGAAAAAAGCAUCUCUGGUGCAACAAAUAGUAAGAAUUUAAGUGACCCAAAGGUCUCUCUCUCGAGGUCGUUUGAUGCCAGCUCCAAUAUCUUCGACAGAUCUUUGGCAGAAAAAACGAUUCAUAAAACCACUCAGACGUUGGAGUUCAACUCAGAAUCACUUCUUCAUUCAAGCAAAAUCUGGUCUGAUAAACUUAAGAAUAAUGAUACUGUAAAUAUAUCUGAAUAUGAGGUUAAAGUUGAAAAUCCCAUUGUGAUAGGAAAGCAUUUUCCAGACAAAAAUGCUCCGCCUGCAUCACAAACUCAGACAGUGGAACGUGGAGAAUCAAGC